This is a messenger RNA of Phacochoerus africanus (Common warthog), 1507 nucleotides long. It is a transcript of the gene TPD52L1, whose product is annotated as TPD52 like 1. NCBI's taxonomy places the organism in Eukaryota, Metazoa, Chordata, Mammalia, Artiodactyla, Suidae. Gene Ontology annotation, cellular component: cytoplasm. The record is from RefSeq and is a predicted model, not a curated record. The transcript has 8 exons. The coding region runs from base 336 to 965 and encodes 209 amino acids. Gene Ontology annotation, biological process: positive regulation of apoptotic signaling pathway; positive regulation of MAP kinase activity.
GAAGGCACAACCAACUUCAGGCCUGCUUCAGGCAUCGUUGGGCGGAGCACGCGCCCUGAGGCCCCAGCGGGCGCCCCCCGCCAGAGGCGCGGAGCGGCCGGCAGGUGGCGCGCAGCAGUGGGGCUCGGUCGCGGCGAGGUCCCGGCCAGGUGGACUGGAAGGGGCGGGGGCAACCAGAAGCGGCCAGCCGAAGCAGCCCCGCGGGCCCCACCCCCUCCACGCGGCGCUUGCGACACGCGUGCGGGGAGAGGAGGCGCCAGCUGCAUUCCGAGCUCAGGCACCGCUGCUGUUUCUCCGCCGAGCGUCCCAGUCUCUCAAUCCGAAGUCCGGCUACCAUGGAGGCUCAGGCACGAGGUUUGUUGGAGACGGAACCACUGCAAGGAAGAGAUGAAGACACAGUAGCCAGUGCUGACUUCUCUAGCAUGCUCUCUGAGGAGGAAAAAGAGGAGCUAAAGGCAGAACUAGUUCAGCUGGAAGACGAAAUUACAACAUUACGACAAGUUUUAUCAGCUAAAGAAAGGCAUCUGGUUGAGAUAAAACAAAAACUCGGCAUGAACCUGAUGAAUGAAUUAAAACAGAACUUCAGCAGGAGCUGGCAUGAUGUGCAGACUACUACUGCCUACAAGAAAACACAGGAAACCCUGAGUCACGCAGGGCAGAAGGCAACUGCAGCUUUCAGCAAUGUGGGGACGGCUAUCAGCAAGAAGUUUGGAGAUAUGAGGUCUCACUCUAUCGGCUACUCCAUCCGCCAUUCCAUAAGUAUGCCUGCUAUGAGGAAUUCUCCUACUUUCAAAUCAUUUGAGGAGAGGGUUGAAACAACUGUCACAAGCCUUAAGACGAAAGUAGGCGGAACGAACCACGGUGGAGGCAGCUUUGAGGAGGUGCUCAGCUCCACCGCCCACGCCAGCGCGCAGAGCUCGGCCGGCGGCCCCCGGCGCGCGGAGGAGGAGGAGCUGCAGUGCUAGAGCCGCCCCGACCCCGGCAGCCUCUAGCCGCCUCCAGGAACCCUCCCUGCCGCCCUGCUGCACCCCCAACCUCCCUGCGCAUCCAGACCUGAAGACCAAAAUCCCACCCACCCAGGCCUUGACCUUGUUUUUCAAAUGGCUUCUCCUCAAAGUCUAAUUAAGUAAUUUCCAUUGUAUUUGUGUUGAUGAUGGACCACUUGACAGUCACACUUAAGUAUUCAUAGAUCGUCAUCUUUUUAAAAUUGUCUUGAUGUCAGCGGGUACACAGCCGGUCAUGGCCAUUGUUUUGUGUAAUUCAACAUACUUUCCGAACAAGCUGCUAUUAAUUAUUUGCUUUGAUUUUUGCUUGGCCUCCUGUCCGAAGUGCAUGUCUUUGAAAGCUGACUGAGCGCCCCCUUUCCGUUCUGUCCACUGGAUGGGCUUUCUGACCAUCUCCAGCAAUGAAUGGGAUGACACCGCAAAUUUCAUGAAAAUGCUUGUGAUCUCCCUCAUCUACUUUAAUUCUAUAUGUUUAUUUAAGCAAUUAAAAUAAUUAAUUUUAA